AUGGCACGAUCAAGGAAGCUUGGGUUAAUGCAAAUGGCAGAAAAAAAUUGGGUGCCAUCAAAAAGUAGCACCAUAUGCUCGAAGCACUUUACUGAAAGUGAUUUCUUAAUAUCGAAUCGAGGAUACCACUAUUUAAAAACUUCGUCAGUACCUACAAAAAAUAUUUUGUCUUAUAUUGAAAAUAACCAUUUCACUGUCACGACAAUGGAUAGGCCUUCAAAGAGACAAAAUACAUUGAAUAAUUUAGAUUCUCAGCCAAUAAAGAAAGCUCGUACUCAAAAUGAUAAUAACAAUAACGGCAGUAACGUCAUUGAAGAUAUACCUAAAAAUAUUAAACCAAUUGCAGAAAGUGUAGCAGAAACAAAAGUGAAGCACAUGUUUUCGCAAAACGCAGACAGUGAAAUGUUAAAUGAACAGAACUACGUAACAUUAAAACUCAUCCAAUAG
Parnassius apollo (apollo) is the source of this 447-nucleotide messenger RNA. NCBI's taxonomy places the organism in Eukaryota, Metazoa, Arthropoda, Insecta, Lepidoptera, Papilionidae. The record is from the annotation of a GenBank genome assembly.